ACCAAGUAACGGUAUGAUGAUGUUGGCACAAAAUGUACUGUAUUUUGGACUAUAAAACACGUUUGGUGCCCAGGAUCUUGCGUUUGGUGCUCGAUCAAUACAUUUCAGUACAGUAGGUUCAUCAUAUUACUUAAAUCCACACAAGUGCAAUAUAUUUGGAUUAAUCAAUUUUCAAAUGUCAAAGACCAUGGUAGAAGACAAUGAUUCCAGCACAAUGAAGAUAUUGGAUAUUGAUGACGACACACAUAGCAUGACCAGAACAAGAGAUGGCGUUAAAUAUUCAGUACAUUUUCAGUGGUGGAAGAGACCAUACAACGUUGCUGCAUUGUGUCUGGGGCUGCUGUGUGUUCUCCUACUGGCUGGGAUCAUAGGCCUGUGUGUACACUUCACUGGUCAGCAUUAUUCUCCAGAGAGAGACCAGCUACAGACCAGCUACAACAACAUGACUAAAGAGAAAGACCAGCUACAGACCAGUUAUAGCAUCCUGACUAAAGAGAGAGACCAGCUACAGACCAGCUACAACAACAUGACUAAAGAGAGAGACCAGCUACAGAUCAAUUAUAGAACCCUGACUAAAGAGAGAGACCAGCUACAGACCAGUUAUAGCACCCUGACUAAAGAUAGAGACCCGCUACAGACCAGUUAUAGUACUCUGACUAAAGAGAGAGACCAGCUACAGACCAGUUAUAGCACCCUGACUAAAGAGAGAGACCAGCUACAGACCAGUUAUAGCACCCUGACUAAAGAUAGAGACCAGCUACAGAGGGAGACAAUCAGCCUGAACAAGAAGCUCAAAGAGAGACCUUGUCACGAAGGAUGGAUGAAGUUCGAAACCAGCUGUUACUUCCUCUCAACUGUGAAUAAAACCUGGGAGGAGAGCAGAAUGGACUGUCUAAGGAGAGAAGCCCACCUUGUGAUCAUAAACAACAGAGAGGAACAGAUAUUUAUCAAUGGGUUAAACGGAGCAAAUAAACAAAUCUGGAUYGGUCUGACUGACACAUUUGCUGAGGGAACCUGGAAAUGGGUGGACGGCACACCACUGACUACCACGUAUUGGGGGGAUGGACAGCCUAAUAGCUGGAAAGAAACAGAGCAGGACUGUGGGGAGUUUGUACACCGUUCAACAGACCCAGGGGAUUGGAAUGACGAUGGGUGUUCCGUUGAACAAUACUGUGUCUGUGAGAAAUAGGAUUAUCAUAGAUACUCUCUCUGCACUGUCAUUAAAGGACCUCUCUAUGUCCUAUGUUACUCCUUUUAGUCUUAUGUCUGAAGACAGAUGUUAUUUGGUGGAAUGGUACUAGAUGUGGGAGAAUGCCACACUUUGACAAACACACACGCAUGUACAGUACAAGUCAAAAGUUUGGACACACCUACUCAUCCAAGGCU
Messenger RNA from Salvelinus sp. IW2-2015, 1386 nucleotides. RefSeq names its product C-type lectin domain family 4 member M-like. Lineage: Eukaryota; Metazoa; Chordata; Actinopteri; Salmoniformes; Salmonidae. The record is from RefSeq and is a predicted model, not a curated record.